This is a messenger RNA of Arabidopsis thaliana (thale cress), 885 nucleotides long. RefSeq names its product DNA-binding storekeeper protein-related transcriptional regulator. NCBI's taxonomy places the organism in Eukaryota, Viridiplantae, Streptophyta, Magnoliopsida, Brassicales, Brassicaceae. Bases 301 to 885 code for a protein of 194 amino acids. The record is from RefSeq and is marked reviewed. The transcript has 2 exons. Gene Ontology annotation, biological process: regulation of DNA-templated transcription; regulation of gene expression.
UUUGUUCGAUGGCACUGAAGAAGGCGGAAGAAGUGAUCGAGAGCCCUCCUACUUCAAGUGAAGAAGAGGAAUCUGGCUCAUAAUCUGAGUCUGAAGGCGAAACUGAAUCGGAGCCCGAGCCCGAGUCCGAGCCUGCUAAGACGAUCAAGCCGAUGCCUGUCGUGACCAAACCAAUUCCAGAGACGUCCGCGAAUGUACCUGAGACUUCAACGGCUAAGCGUCCUUUGAAGGAAGCUGCUCCUGAAGCUAUUAAGAAGCAGAAGACAUCGGAAGUUGAGCAUGUGAAGAAGCCGACAACUAAUGAUGAGGUUAAGAAGAUUGCUGGAGAGGAUGCUAAGAAGAUGUUGUUUCAGAGAUUGUUCAGUGAGGCUGACGAAAUCGCUUUGCUUCAAGAAACUGAUCGAGUUCGAUGCUACCAAAAACCAAAUUGUUACUAAACUUCAGAGGUUGAAGAAGAAGUUUAAUAACGCUGUGAAGAAUGCGCGUAAGAAGGGUCAGACAGAAGAUGAGGUCGAGUAUGCUAAAGAGAGUGAGAAAAAACGUUUUGACUUGUCCAUAAUGAUUUGGGGGAGCAACGGUGUUUUGGUUGCUGGUAAAUCAUCAAAGAAGAAAGUUGCACCCAAAGAGAUGAAACCUGAAGAAACAGACGCAAAGGUUGUGAACGAAGGUCUCUCCAUUGGUAGAGAGAUGGUGCCGUUCGGGAGUUCUUGUGGUUUGGAUGAAUCUAAAUUAACUACGGGUUGGGAAAAUGUUGAGGAUGGAGCUGAGAAGAGAGAAGUGGAGGAAAAAUGGAAGAAGUUUAAGGAUAAGCUGUUUGAGCUACUUUACGAGAGGUCUGUGCUUAUGAACAAAACUGAAGCGAUGAUGUUCAAAGCUGAAUCUUGA